AUGGCGAAUAUUAAAGUGGCGGUGAGAGUCAGACCAAUUUCCCAGAGAGAAAUAAACGUUACGGGGUCGGAUGUUGUGGUUCACACGGGCUCGCGCGAGGUCUCCCUGACAAAUCUGAAGGUGUCGUCUAGCAAGGCUGGUGACAGCCGCGAACGCACGAGGAGAUAUUCCUUCGAUUACUGCUUCGAUUCGUCAGAUCCAGUGGCGGAAAAUUAUGCAAGUCAGGAGAGAAUUUAUUCGACACUCGGUGAAUCAGUGCUUGAGACUAUUUUUAGGGGUUAUAAUUCUUGUCUCGUUGCUUAUGGACAGAGUGCAUCGGGGAAGACGUACACAAUGAUGGGGACGAAGGAUGAUCCGGGGCUGAUACCGAGGAUCUGUAAUGGGAUUUUUGCACGUGUUGCUGGACGUAAUGAGACGAGCGAGGAGUCUUUCAGAAUUUCUGUGAGCUAUCUUGAAGUGUAUAACGAGAGGGUGAGGGAUCUUCUCAAGCCGUCGACAAGCUCAAACGGCCUCAGAGUACGCGAGCAUCCUCGAUUGGGUCCUUAUGUACAAGGAUUAACCCAGCAUCAAGUUGAAACCCUGAGUUCGUUGAUGUUUCGCGUGGAGGAGGGUACGAAAGCCCGCAAGACAGCCUCGACCCUGCAGAAUCCCACCAGCAGUAGAAGUCACGCUCUUCUAACACUUACCCUCGAGCCAUUCACCAGUACCGGGGUAGCCAGUGCAUCCGUACAAACGUCCAAAUCGUCGACGUCCAGCAACGUGAGACGACAGGACUUCACCCACGGCUGCAAGUUACACUUGGUCGAUCUGGCGGGCAGCGAGAAUGCGGCUGCUUGCGCCGGAAUUAAUCGUCUCAAAGAAGGUGCAAACAUAAAUAAGAGCCUAGUUGCACUGGGUAAUGUGAUCUCAGCUCUUGCGGAAAGAGGUAAUAGUGGAAAUAAUCCAGGAAGAAGAUUUAUACCUUACAGAGACUCGGCACUAACGUGGCUCCUGAAAGACUCACUCGGUGGCAAUGCAACCACCAUUAUGCUGGCAACGAUAUCGCCAGCAAGCGGAAGCUUCAACGAGACGUCUCACACACUGCGGUUUGCCCAGAGGGCACAGAGUGUUAUUAACAGGCCAGUGAUAAAUGAAGAUCCAGUUGCUAAGAUAAUACGGGAGCUGCGGGCAGAGGUUGCGAGAUUGAAAUCAUUGCUUUUGGAGAAGAGCAUCGAGCCACACACGGAAUUGAAGCAUCCGCCAUGCCCCUGUCAGUAUAACCAGGAUCGUCAGGACUUCGAGACCAGAUGCGUAUCAACGUCGACGUCGAAUUCACCAACGCCCGAUUCAGUAUCAUCCAACGUCAGUCUGACGAGACGACACAGUGCGAGCGAUUCAAUCACCCCUAAAUCAGAUACGAAUACUCCACCAAAGUGUUUUGGUUCACUCGAAAUAAUCGAAAAUAUCGAUGAUACUUCGUGCAAUUUACCACUGACAAAUUACAAUUGCGCCCGAAUAUCACAAUUGAUUGAAGAGGAAGUCAAUGAACCGGUUUUUGUCGAUAUACCAACGUUGGUGGCUGUACUCAUCAAGCCAGACGACAGUGUGCAAUCCAAUUCCCAUCAAAUCGAGGAGAUUUGUAGUGACACUGUGCCCGAAGAUUCAAUUGAAAAUGAAUUCGCCGGUUGUGUUGCGUCCAAGGCGAUCAAAAAUUUGGACACCGAGACGAUUGAAGCAGUGAAUCAUAAAAUCAAUACAAAUGGAGUUGACCACGGACCAAGUUUCCACAUUAUCGAGAGUAGUGUAAAGUCUUACACAAGUCGGAAGCCCAAACUCCGUAAACAACAGUCAACAGAUUCUAAUCUCCACGGAAUUACACCGGCAUUAGCGGCUUCGAGGAGAUACGGAUCUACGGAGACGUUGGGGAAGAGGUCGCAACCACCUGCGGUAGUGCAGAAGUUCCACCCGCCCCAGACAGCCGUCGAAAAACGUGUGAAUUCGGAUAAACCGAAGAAGCUCAACAACAUCAAGGAAAUUGACGACAAAUCCGAUUCAUCCCGACGAGAGGUUCCAACAAAACCCAGGCCCAAUCUAACCCGAAAGCCCAGCAUUGACAUUCUGAAAAGAAGAACGAGUAAGGACAGCAGUUCUAGUAGUUCUAAGGAGGAAGUGGGAAGUACAAAGGAGCGCAGAAGCAGUUUCGUUGAGUCUGAACAAUUGUCAUCAAAGCCACACACGAUAAUCCAACGGACUAGAAGAGCUGACAUAGUUGCUGCGGUUACGGAGAGGCUCUACUCGAGCAGAAAGACGAGUGAGGACAGCAACACGGCGUCUACACCGGCCUCGGACAUACGUUCCCCCGAGAAUUCGGAGGUGAAAAUUGCCAGUGCGACGAGAAUGCGUCUUCAGGAAAUAUCGCGAAAGAUGUUGGCCAAAAGACGACGUAUAUGUGUGGACACACAAACUGAUUCAGCAUCAACUCUCCGCUUGAAGGACAAAGGAAUCAACGUGCGAGAGCCCAAGGUGCUUCGUAAAGACGCAUCUGUGCUCACCGAUCGUCACGAGAAUUACGAUUUGCUGGAGCCCUGUGACAAGGUUGUUCGCCGUGUCAAAGAGAUGUCCACGUCAACGACAGAUGCCCCAGAUCUGCCACCUGUUUACUUCAAGGAUUCAGCUAACAUUACAGAUCACUGCGGCAAUCAUUGGGACACAAUGGAGUUGUGCCAGCACGAUUCUGGAAUACUUUACGAUGAUGCUCAUUUCGACAGUGCGGUAGAGAUGACCGAGAGCUCUAUGAAUACGAAUUUGCCAAUUGAACCGCCAUCCAGUGGAGUGCAAACCUCUGAAGAAGACACGAGAACUUGUUGCAAUGGUACGCGCCAUCCUUCGCAUCCUUGCCAAAAGGAGAUUAAGCCGUGCUGUCCGCCUAAGAUAAUCACCCCAAGGGGUGACCAUCAGCCUUUGACUCACGAUCACAGCCACGAUGAACACGCUCAUGACCACGGACACGAUCAUGUCGAUGAUCAUGAUCACAGUCAUCACGACGAAAGUGUUCACGAUCACAAGUCGCAUGAGCACGGUCACCAGCCGAGUCAUGCUCACGGUCAUGAUCACCACGAUCAUGAUCAUCAUGAUCACCAAGAUCAUCAUCCUCAUCACCCUGUGGUGAAGUCCUGCUGUCCCCCGGAGGUUCAUUCCCCCCACAAACACAGCGCAGACGACUGCGACAAGAGUGUAAUCUCCAUAAAUCUUCCUGACAUGAUAAACAUCACGAUCCAAUCGCCAGUUGUGCUCGAAUCAAAGGUCAAAGUGUUCGACGGUAAAGAUUCACGUCAAAGCGAUACAAAGCGCGACACAGAAACUCAGACUGAUAAAAAAGAUGCACUUGAGAUCGGCACGCUGACCGAUGAGAUUUCAAGCCGUCCGAGAAUGCGCGAUUCGUCUACGACAACAAUAACCAGACCCAGUGGCAGUCAAACUGACGGCCGUACUUUCAGAAUUGAAAAUAUAUUCCAGGACCCACACGGCAAUGGCUCAACAUCGAUUGACAUACACCCAGGCAUUUCAUCAAAUUAUUAUCAGCCCAACAAUUCCAUUCUCUUCACCAACUCCAUUGGUACAUCAUUCACCGUUGGAGGCCGAGAUAAUGAAAAAUUUUAUGACCCCGGACUACUGAGUCCAGUGGGUAGACGAAGAAAAUCCCUCACCAGCGAGUGGUUCAGCAAAGCCAGCUGUACGUGGCCAACAGCAUCAAGAUGGCGGAGUCAAAGUCCCCUGGGCAUUGCCCCCCGAAAUUACAAUAGCACUGACAAUUACACAUUAGCGUCCAAUUAUUUUUACAAACACGACGUGAAUACCAAUUCACCGUCGUCACGCAACAUCUCAUGGCGGGAGAAUUAUAACAUUAAUGUGUCCAAUGCUGUUGGUGAACAAAGGACUGUAACUAAACCAGUGGAGACAAAGGUCACAGAUAAAUUGCCAACGCUGAUGUGCCCCAGCGCAGGCGUCACAAAUGAGGGUCUGAGGUCGUCCUCCUUCAUCGGGAUGAUAGAUCGUAAGGGAGUUUACGAGCAAGAAACUAACUUUUCGGAUGACAGCCUGGACCCUAAGGACGAGAGAGCGAGACGACUUGCUGGCGACAUAAAAAACGUUUCUAUCGUGAAGAAUGAGAUUGAAGAUAGCGUGAAUGAUAAUCCAUGUCCUCCGGACGUUGUUGCACAUACAAAAAGGGAUAGUUGUGAUUCAUUGUUAUGCCCGGAGGAUACCGCUGAUUUCGAUGAUACGGAUAUUGAACUGCCGAGAACUAAAGUUAGUGGGCUAUCAGCGGAUUUAGCCCCUGUCCAGCAAUUUAAAUCAAUGAUACUGGGAGUACCGCUUGUCCCGUUGUUACUAAAUAGUGAAUGCGACGAUGAAAGCGGUCUUCAGCACAGAUCGCGUGACAAGAAACGCGUGUCCUUCGACGAUACUAAUGUCAUCAUUGAACCCGUGACAUCGCAGUUACGCGAUUACAAAUUUGCUGGGUCAUCGCGGUCAAUAAUGAAAUUGAAUAAUCCCGAGUCGGGGAAUGAGAAAAUAAGUUGGAAGCAGUCGUCCGAAUCCAAUCACUCGACGGGGUUGAGUUUUCGGAGGAGAACUGUUCUGGAUUGCGAUGACAAGUCUAAAAAAUCGAGCAGCAUCAUUGAGGAGUACUUGGACGAGGCGCUGGUAUUCAUGCGAAAUAUCAAUUCAAUCAACAAGUGCGUCACCAGUGGUGGCGAUACGAAUGAGAAGCCUCAGGUGAGGCACCGUAGGGAGACACUCGAGGCAAGUGCGUGCAGCCCUUACGAAAAAUGUUUGAGGAGCAUGGAGAGGCUUGAGCAGUGUCUCAGCAGGGUCAAGUGUCACGAGGAUGGGCUGGAUGUUAAAAGACGAGAGUCUGCUGAGGCUAAACACGGUUUAGCUGACUUCAGACAGGAUUCUCAGGUGUCUGUCAGCUCGACGGAUGACAUUAGCUUCAAGUACAACAACAACUACAGAGUUGACAGGUAUUUUUGUAGAUCUGAUGACACCGAUGAGGACGAGAGUGCUAACUUCGACUUUAAAACGCUUGACAGAUAUCGAAGGAUCAUCGACACUAGUAGAGUUAAGAAUCCGCCAAAGAAGCGAAGUCGUUCGCUGUCUUCGACUAGAGUCAGCGAUUGCGAAUUAGAUAAUGCUAAUAUUUACCCGAAAUUGGUGGGUGAGAUUGACGAGGAUGCACUGAUUGCGAGGGUUAAGAAAUCCCUACCAUCACCUAGGUGUACAAUAUCCAAGUACGAUUCGUCUGAUGAAAGUUCAAGCUCCGACGAGGCGCUCGCUGCGUUUAUGGAGUCUAUCGAUAAGGUUUCUCGAUCGAAAGACAAAUUUAAAUAUCCAGCGAGUCCGCGAGUCAAGUUUCUCCAAUUACUCAGCGAGAGACGGAGAAUUGUUGAGAACAGUCGAAGCACUGGCGCAUCUUAAUUAAUGUUAUUAUCGAUAAGUGAGUAUACGAUUGUUUUAUUUUCUCUCUCCGCCUUCGGCACCCCCUCAAAUCAAUUGAAUAUUCAAUAUUGAGAGAGGUUGGGUAUUAGUUUUUAUACCUUCAAUAAGGAAUAGUUAUUCUAUCGUGAAUUUCACAGUAAAUCCGUGACCUGCAUUAGUCUUCGGAAAUUACAAGAUGAAUUGUAUUUUUGUAUUCAAUCGAGUGAUGAAAAACCAAAGAAACUACGACGUGUUAUUGAUAACUCAUAAGUAUCGUUAAUCAUUGAAAUGUGUAACAAUUAUUUAAUGAGAUAAUUCAACUAAUACAAGACAUACCUGUACAUACAAUAAAUUCAAUCUUCUCUUC
This is a messenger RNA of Diachasma alloeum, 5824 nucleotides long. RefSeq lists its product as uncharacterized. Gene Ontology annotation, molecular function: ATP binding; ATP hydrolysis activity; microtubule binding. Gene Ontology annotation, biological process: microtubule-based movement. Bases 1 to 5457 code for a protein of 1818 amino acids. NCBI's taxonomy places the organism in Eukaryota, Metazoa, Arthropoda, Insecta, Hymenoptera, Braconidae. Gene Ontology annotation, cellular component: kinesin complex; microtubule. The record is from RefSeq and is a predicted model, not a curated record. The transcript has 8 exons.